CUCUCUCUCUCUCUCUCUCUCUCUCUCCCUCUCUUUCUCCCAGGUGUGCUGAUGCACCGGGGCUACCCUCUGGACCUGUUUAUGGCCCAAUGCUACGGCAACACCAGCGACCCCGGGAAAGGCCGCCAGAUGCCCGUCCAUUACGGCUGCAAAGACUUGAACUUCGUCACCAUCUCAUCCCCGCUGGCCACCCAGAUCCCACAAGCGGUGGGGGCCGCCUAUGCCUUCAAGCGGGCGAACACAAACCGCGUCGUCAUCUGCUACUUCGGCGAAGGGACGUCCAGCGAGGGGGACGCCCACGCAGGCUUCAAUUUUGCCGCCACCCUCGACUGCCCAAUCAUCUUUUUCUGCCGGAACAACGGCUACGCCAUCUCCACUCCAACAUCUGAACAAUACCGGGGCGACGGAAUCGCUGCCCGGGGUCCCGGUUACGGCAUCCAGUCUAUCCGUGUAGAUGGCAACGACGUCUUUGCCGUGUAUAAUGCCACCAAGGAGGCCCGGCGCCGAGCCGUGGCCGAAAACCAACCGUUCCUCAUUGAGGCUAUGACCUACAGGAUCGGGCACCACAGCACCAGCGAUGACAGCUCAGCCUACCGCUCCGUGGAUGAAGUCAAUUAUUGGGACAAGCAAGACCAUCCCAUCUCAAGACUCCGCCACUACAUGACGAGCCGCAACUGGUGGGACGAGGAGCAGGAGAAGAGCUGGCGGAAGAAAUCGCGCAAACGGGUCAGUGGUUGAGCCGAAAGAUAUACGUGCCCCUGGGGCCGCUAGGACC
Notechis scutatus (mainland tiger snake) is the source of this 775-nucleotide messenger RNA. Lineage: Eukaryota; Metazoa; Chordata; Lepidosauria; Squamata; Elapidae. The record is from RefSeq and is a predicted model, not a curated record.